AUGUUUUCUGGUUAUCCACCUUUGUUCAGGGUAGGGUACAGAUGGAUCGCCAGGUUUCUUGCCCUUGGCUGUUAUGCUAUGCUGCUUAUACCUGGUUUUAUUCAAGUUGGAUAUUACUAUUUCUAUUCCAGUCAAGUACUUAGAGGCAUUGUUUAUGGUGAUCAACCGAGAAAUAGGCUAGAUCUAUACCUGCCGAAAAAUAUGAACGGGCCAAAGCCAGUUGUUGCAUUUGUAACAGGUGGAGCAUGGAUCAUUGGCUACAAAGCUUGGGGUUCUCUUCUAGGACAACAAUUGUCAGAAAGAGACAUUAUUGUGGCAUGCAUUGAUUACAGAAAUUUUCCUCAGGGGACAAUUAGUGACAUGGUUAAGGAUGCUUCUCAAGGUAUCUCCUUUGUUUGUAACAAGAUAGCUGAAUAUGGAGGUGACCCGAACAGAAUUUACUUAAUGGGACAAUCCGCUGGUGCACAUAUUGCUACAUGUGCUCAGAGAGAGAGAGUCAGCUGA
Messenger RNA from Solanum tuberosum (potato), 504 nucleotides. Its product is annotated as probable isoprenylcysteine alpha-carbonyl methylesterase ICMEL1. Bases 1 to 504 code for a protein of 167 amino acids. Lineage: Eukaryota; Viridiplantae; Streptophyta; Magnoliopsida; Solanales; Solanaceae. The transcript has 6 exons. The record is from RefSeq and is a predicted model, not a curated record.